Labrus bergylta (ballan wrasse) is the source of this 726-nucleotide messenger RNA. The record is from RefSeq and is a predicted model, not a curated record. Lineage: Eukaryota; Metazoa; Chordata; Actinopteri; Labriformes; Labridae.
AUCUCAUAGAUAUUAUAACCUACAACAAACAACCACUGUCGCAUGAUUUUCAAACACUGCAGAGCAACAUCUCCUGUCCAUUAGGCUACUCCCUGGACUACAGCCCAUCUGUUUGGAGGUAAGAUGACUUCUCAAAGUGCGAAGACGUUGCUCACACUGGAUGCUGAAGCAGUCGCCUCACUCAAAGAGGGAAUCAAUUUCAAGAAAAGCCAAGAGGACGGGAAAUGUUACAUCAUAUACAAGAACAACGACGGCCUUAGAGCAUGCAAGAACCAAUGCAAACACCAAGGAGGGUUAUUCAUCAAAGACAUCGAAGACCUGGAUGGCAGGACUGUUAAAUGCACCAAACACAACUGGAAGUUGAAUGUGUCAUCAAUGAAAUAUGUAAAUCCACCAGACAGUUUCUUUCAGGACGAGCUUGAUGUGGACAUUUUGGAUGAUGGGGGGCUUCAGCUGGUUGAAUUGAGCCCCAUGGACCCCUGGCUGGCUGACCUGCGAGAGCCUCAGGAGCUUCAGGAAGGAGAAGUGAAGGUGACAUACAUGACCCACGCCUGCAUGGAGGUGCAGCUGGGCCAGAAGCGGUUCAUGUUCGACCCAUGGUUGAUAGGUCCUGCAUUCGCCCGAGGUUGGUGGCUUGUCCAUGAGCCUCCAACAGACUGCCUGGACCGGAUGUGUACAGCUGAUUUCAUCUACAUCAGCCACAUGCACUCGGACCACCUUAGGUAA